AUGCUAAGUUUUGUACAAAAGGCGAUCCAUUUGAUCCACAGUUAUUAUAAAUUGCUAUCAACCCGUAUGACGAGAGUGGGGAGAAUUAUGUUCUCUUGUCCGAAGAGAGUUGUUCCUCUGCAGUGCCCGGGAGAGAGAAGAUAUCUGGGCAUCGAGACCAGUCACCCACAGCUUGGUUAUUAA
Messenger RNA from Chondrus crispus (carragheen), 183 nucleotides. RefSeq lists its product as hypothetical. NCBI's taxonomy places the organism in Eukaryota, Rhodophyta, Florideophyceae, Gigartinales, Gigartinaceae. Bases 1 to 183 code for a protein of 60 amino acids. The record is from RefSeq and is a predicted model, not a curated record. The transcript has a single exon.